UUUCUCCCCAAAUUGUGUUCCUCCUCGUGAAACCGAAUCCCGCCCGCCCGCCCAGUGGCCGCCGCCCCGCCCCGCGCCUCGGAGCGCAGCCGUCGGCCCGCGAUGAAGCUGUGGCUGCUGCUCGGGCUCCUGCUGGUGCACCAGGCGCUGCAGGAUGCUGCUGGCCAACACCCUCCCAAAAGCAAGCACCCAAAGGAACAAGGCGAGAACAGAAUCAAACCUACCAACAAAAAGGUGAACCCCAAAGUUCCCAAGGUAAAAGACAGGGAUGCAGCUGAUUCAACACCGAAGAGUCAGUCCAUCAUGAUGCAAGUGACGGAGAAAGGUCACUUCCAGAGACCUGCUGCCACCCUGAGUCUGGCGGCCGGGCAGCCUGUAGAGCUUCGAUGUAAAGGAAGUAAAAUCGGAUGGAGCUACCCUGCCUAUCUGGAGACUUUUAAGGACUCCCGCCUCAGCAUGAAGCAGCAUGAGCGCUACGGCCAGCUGACCCUGGUCAACUCCACGGCGGCUGACACCGGGGAAUUCAGCUGCUGGGCCCAGCUCUGCAAUGGCUACAUCUGCCGAAGGGACGAGGCCAAAACGGGCUCUACCUACAUCUUUUUUACAGAAAAAGGAGAACUUUUUGUACCUUCUUCCAGUUAUUUUGAUGUUGUCUACCUGAACCCGGACAGACAGGCUGUGGUUCCUUGUCGAGUAACUGUGUUGUCAGCCAAAGUCACGCUACAUAGGGAGUUCCCUGCCAAGGAAAUCCCAGCCAAUGGAACAGACAUUAUUUAUGACUUGAAAAGAGGCUUUGUGUAUCUGCACCCUCAUUCUGACCACCAGGGGGUGGUCUACUGCAAGGCAGAGGCUGGGGGCAAGUCUCAGAUCUCCAUCAAGUACCAACUGCUCUACGUGGAAGUCCCCAGUGGUCCCCCAUCAACCACCAUCCUGGCCUCCUCCAACAAAGUGAGGGGUGGGGAUGACAUCAGUGUGCUGUGCACUGUCCUAGGGGAGCCCGAUGUCGAAGUGGAAUUCAGGUGGAUCUUUCCAGGGCAGAAGGAUGAAAGGCCUGUAGCAAUUCAAGAUACUUGGAGGCUGAUCCACAGAGGACUCGGACACACCACAAGAAUCUCUCAGAGCGUCCUCACGGUGGAAGACUUUGAGACCAUUGAUGCGGGGUAUUACAUCUGUACUGCUCAGAAUCCCCGAGGACAGACUACAGUAGCUACCACUGUUGAGUUUUCCUGACUUGGAAAGUGAAAUAUUGCAAACUGAUGGAAAGCCCAUUCGUAUACACAGUCAGCCUGGGCUUCUUAUUAAUGCUUUGCCAGAGGCUGAUUGAUGCCAAGUGGCAACUUCUGCCAGUGAGUCAGACCCACACAUCCAAACUAAAAGGAAGUCACCCAUUUUUUAUUAAUAGAAGUGUUAACUUUUCUAACAGAAAGCAUGUAUUUAGACUGCUUACCUAUGUCCAUGUUUUUUCUACUUAAAAAGCAUAUACACUGACAACUUUAAUCAUUUCUAUUAAAUGAGCAAAGUUUUGUAAAAAAAAAAAA
Messenger RNA from Cavia porcellus (domestic guinea pig), 1538 nucleotides. RefSeq names its product platelet derived growth factor receptor like (gene Pdgfrl). The transcript has 6 exons. The record is from RefSeq and is a predicted model, not a curated record. NCBI's taxonomy places the organism in Eukaryota, Metazoa, Chordata, Mammalia, Rodentia, Caviidae. The coding region runs from base 103 to 1230 and encodes 375 amino acids.